This is a messenger RNA of Ambispora gerdemannii, 1548 nucleotides long. The record is from the annotation of a GenBank genome assembly. NCBI's taxonomy places the organism in Eukaryota, Fungi, Glomeromycota, Glomeromycetes, Archaeosporales, Ambisporaceae.
AUGGAACAACAUACCGAACAAACUGGUAUUAUUGAUGCAACUCAACCUAGUCAAGCGUCAAGAAGUAUUAUUAAUGAUUUUGACAAACUUGACGCUAAUGUGGUGAGGGACCAAAUCAUUCAAGAUAUCAGAAUGUGGAAGGGCAAUCAAACCAUUGCACCCGUCCCCACCUCUUCUGAUAUGAGUGAUGUGGAGGAAAUUUCACCCUCCACAAAAGGGUUGAAAGCCUCGUCUAGUUGCGAAACAAAUGCCAGUAAUAAUAAUAAUAACGCUACUGUUGCUACUAGUACUGCUACUAGUACUGUUACUACUACGGCUGCUACUGCUGCUACUACUACUGCUGCUACUAGUACUACUCCUGCCACUACUACUCAUCCUGAAAUUAUAAUUAUCGAUGAUUCUGACGAUGAUGAUCAUCAUCAAACACAAAUGUCAUCAUCGUCAUCUUCAAAGCCUUACGACAACGGUGAUGUUCGUAUGGCGAAUAAUAAUGAAAUUGUUAAUGAAUCUGUUUUCGAUAAACAAAAUUUGCCAGUUGAACCAGGCCCAUCGUCAUUAAAGCGGAAGAGCAGAUGGGAUGACACUAAAAAAGAUAAGUCAAAUCCUCAAAAUCCAAAAAAUACUCAAGAAUCGGACGAACUAUUCCAAAUGAUCGAGCUAACUAAAAGUGAAAACGACAAUUCUGAUCAAGAAGAGAAUUCUAAUCUUAACCGUGAAAAUUGGCAUAGAAGAAAAAGAAAGGAUCGGCGACAACUUUUCGCCGAUUUAAGUGGAGAUGAAAGACGACGUAAAAACGAAAAUUCUAGGAAUGGUGACUCGCAAUUGAACGAGAAAAGAAUCUUAGAAUGGACAAUCGCGCAAUCGAACGUGGCCGCAGAAUGGGCGAGCACGCAAUCGAGCGAGACAAGAACCUUAGGAUGGACAAUUGACCGUGUAGGAACCCGGCGAUCAGAGAGAAUAUAUAAUCGCGCUAAUAAGGCUGAUGUCACAAAGUUGAACCUUGCAUCAUCAGAUCAUCAGGCUGAUGUCACAAAGUUCAAUCUUGCAUCAUCAGAUUAUCUCGCAAAUCAGGUCGAAGUUGAAAACCCAUUAUAUAGUGCAUCACAGCCUCCAACAAUCCACAACAAUUCACUAUACACUCGUGCUCGCGAAAAUCCCAAAGAGUUCACAUGUCGCGGACGGGCUAUCUUGAAAUUAGCGCUAACCGAUAUACUGUUUCAUGCCUAUCCCAAAUUCCCGCCCGGUAAUAUAACCAGAGUAUUAGAUAAGUCACUCACAAGUGAGUUAUUCGAUGAGUUAUGGAAAACACACAGACAUAGUGUAUCCUUUUCCCAAUACCUCGCCAUGUACUAUCUCGAUCAAACAACAGAUGGAAUCGGGAAAGUUAUCUAUUUUAUGAAGUGUUUGCUACAUCCUCUCGCUGUGGGAAGUUGGCAUCAAGAUGAUUUUGUCUCGUAUUGGAUUUCUCAAAUGGUGUUUGUUCAUAUGGGUUUGGUUGCUUUAUGUAACUCUGUUCUUGAAAUAACGAAUUUAUCUCGUAGAGUCUGA